Molecule: messenger RNA, 1955 nt
Organism: Medicago truncatula (barrel medic)
Lineage: Eukaryota; Viridiplantae; Streptophyta; Magnoliopsida; Fabales; Fabaceae
Product: 3-ketoacyl-CoA synthase 7
Exons: 1
Coding region: 186-1556 (456 amino acids)
Biological process (GO): fatty acid biosynthetic process
Cellular component (GO): membrane
Molecular function (GO): acyltransferase activity, transferring groups other than amino-acyl groups
Source: RefSeq, a predicted model, not a curated record
AAAAGCAAUUUUAAUUUUUUGUUUUGCGAAAUCUCUGUUACAUAAAGGGAAUGACACACGGCAUGAGAAAAGGAUAAAACAGUUGCAUUUUAAAACUUCCUUCUACUUAUAUACUACAAUAAGCUAAUUCUUCAUAUUUGAACUAAUAUACCAAAUCUAAACUUCAAUUGGUUAAGUUCAAGCUUAUGAUCAUGAAAAGUUUUCUACCAAAUUACUUUUCAUUCUUAAACCUCUCUUCCAUAUCCAAAUGUUCCAUCUCUGUGACACAAUCAAUUGCAGUGAUAUCAUUGAUUCUCAUAUUACUUUACAUUUGUUUCAGAUCCACUAGUGUCUACCUUAUUGACUAUGUUUGUUAUUUACCUCCUGACAAUUUGAGACUCCCUCACUCCCAUUUCAUAGAACACUUAGAUUUGUACAACUUUGACAAAGAAAUCAUAGACUUUCAUAUCAAAGUAUUGGAGAAAUCUGGUAUUGGAGAUGAGGCUUGCAUGCCAGAAUCCGUUCAUCAGCUCCCUCCCUAUACUUCUUUAAAGAACACACAAGCAGAAACUGAAAUGGUCCUUUUCACAAUUGUCGAUGAUCUUCUUUCCAAACACAAUAUACAUCCCAAGAGCAUUGACAUCCUUGUGUCAAAUUGUAGUAUUUUCUCUCCCACACCAUGCAUUACCUCAACCAUCAUUAACAAGUUUGGAUUUCGAAGUAACGUAAAGAGUUUCAGCCUAAGUGGAAUGGGUUGCAGUGCUGGGUUGUUAUCAGUAAGCUUGGCCAAAGAUCUUCUAAGAGUUCACAAAAAUUCCUUGGCUUUAGUUCUAAGCAUGGAGGCUGUAGCUCCCAAUGGCUAUGUUGGAAAUAAAAAAUCCAUGAUUAUCGCGAAUGUGUUGUUUCGAAUGGGAGGAGCGGCCAUUUUACUAUCCAACAAAAAUCAGGACAAGGGAAUCGCCAAGUACAAGCUUCAACAUCUUGUGAGAACACACUUGGGAUCAAAUGACAAAGCAUAUCAGUCUGUGUAUCAGGAACCCGAUGAAAAUGGUAUUGUAGGCGUUUCGCUUUCACGAUCACUAUUAAGUGUAGCUGCUUCAGCUUUGAGGAUCAAUAUAAUAACCUUAGGCCCUCUUGUCUUGCCAUAUUCCGAGCAACUGCAAUAUGUGUGGUCGAUGAUUCACAGGAAAAUUUGGGCAGUGGAGAAUAAGGAAAUGUAUGUGCCAAAUUUCAAGAAGGCUUUUGAGCAUUUCUGUAUACAUGCAGGUGGUAAGGCAGUAAUAGAUGGCAUAGUGGAAAAUCUGAAGCUGCAUAGGGAAGAUGGGGAGGCUUCAAGGAUGACAUUAUAUAGAUUUGGCAAUACCUCAUCUUCUUCUCUGUGGUAUGAACUAAGCUAUUUGGAGGCAAAAGGGAGAGUAAAGAAAGGACAUAAGGUUUGGCAAAUUGGCUUUGGAAGUGGUUUCAAGUGUAACAGUGCUGUCUGGAAGUGCCUUUCUGAUAUUGAUCCAAAUGUAAGGAGUGCAUGGUCAGAUAGAAUCCAUUUGUAUCCAGUUGAGAUACCUGUGUUUGAUUGUUGAAGUUAUUGUAGAUUCAAGAAGUAUUAGCAGGGGUCCAACAAAGAUGAUAAUUAGGUCCUUUAUGAUUUAUUACUUUUCUUAUUCAUACAUUCUUGUCUUACCAACACAAUCAGCAUUUGCUAUAAGUUACUUUUUCUGUCUACAAUAAUAAACAGCAGGCAUUGCAAAAAAAAAAUUAUGCAUUUAUGUCUGUUAUACUAAAUACCACAAGCCAUCUUUUUGUUAUUUUGUUGGGGAGAUAAAUAGUUCUAUAUUUGUAAACAUAAAGAUUAAUACAAUAUGAUAGACAAAAUUAAGUUGUUGGAGAAUGAAAAACAAGUAUUAAACCAAUAUCUUUUUUUUAGAACGUAUUUGGAGGGAAACAGGAGCAUUGUGGUAAAUACUAAAUAGAACCAUACA